GAAGACACUUCCAACCAAGGAGGCAAGUUGUAGCCGCGACAACAGCUAAAGUGUGGAAAGAACGGACUUAUACCAAAUAAGGCGGAAGUACCGCACGAUUUGCAAAAUUGUUAACUAAAGGAAAUUUUCAAAAAUGGCGAAAUUGGCAGCUAUUUUGUUGCAUUUGUUGCUGUUCAUUGCGUGUACGUGGAAAUUUGGAUACGCUACAGUACAGCCACGGGCACCCAAUUUCCAAUAUUUCGAGAGACCCAAGUACCGUUACCCUUACUAUGAUGAGAAUGGUCGAGGAAAGCUGCUCUAUGGCUACGGUGGCCCGGAUUUGUAUCAAUACAAAACAUAUACCCCACUGGAGGGUAUACAUUAGAAAAUUCUCCUUAUGGCAGUAAACCCCAUACAGGCGUAUACGUACAGUUAUACCUAAAAAUGCUA
Molecule: messenger RNA, 429 nt
Organism: Anastrepha obliqua
Lineage: Eukaryota; Metazoa; Arthropoda; Insecta; Diptera; Tephritidae
Exons: 3
Coding region: 134-364 (76 amino acids)
Source: RefSeq, a predicted model, not a curated record